Messenger RNA from Staurois parvus, 258 nucleotides. NCBI's taxonomy places the organism in Eukaryota, Metazoa, Chordata, Amphibia, Anura, Ranidae. The record is from the annotation of a GenBank genome assembly.
CAUGUGACCGCCGUGACACGCCGUCACGAUUGGGAAAGGUCCUGUGACAACUCAUGGGGCGCCCGGGCAAUAGGGGAUCAUGGGGCCCCUGUGUCCUUGCCCAAACUCAAAAAAGCCUAUGAAAAAGGUACCAGGGGCAUCUCAUGGGCCCCCUACUGACCCCAGGCCUUCUGGCAGUGCCCGAGUUUCCAAAUGGUCAGUCCGCCCCUGAUCAGGACCUUUCCAUAGGUACCGGACAUGUGUGCUGGGAGCGUGAAG